Procambarus clarkii (red swamp crayfish) is the source of this 894-nucleotide messenger RNA. The record is from RefSeq and is a predicted model, not a curated record. NCBI's taxonomy places the organism in Eukaryota, Metazoa, Arthropoda, Malacostraca, Decapoda, Cambaridae.
AGCCUGAAUGGUCCCCAGGACAAUAUCCUCGGCAAUCCUGGUUAUAUCCCACGGCACACCCGGGCACCUGCAAGGUCGAAAAAGGUCAAGAAAUAUAAAGGAAGCUCAAGAAAGGUCAACAAAUAUCAAGAAUGGUCAAGAAUAGUUAAGAAAGAUCGAGAAAGGUCAAGAAUGGUCAAGAAAGGUCAAGAAUGGUCAAGAAAGAUCAAGAAAGGUCAAGAAAGAUCAAGGAAGAUCAAGAAAGGUCAAGAAAGAUCAAGAGAGGUAAAGAGAGGUAAAGAAAGGUCAAGAAAGAUCAAGAAAGAUCAAGGAAGAUCAAGAAAGAUCAAGAAAGAUCAAGAAAGGUCAAGAAAGAUCAAGAAAGAUCAAGAAAGAUCAAGAAAGAUCAAGAAAGGUCAAGAAAGAUCAAGAAAGAUCAAGAAAGAUCAAGAAAGAAAGGUCAAGAAAGAUCAAGAAAGGUCAAGAAAGUUCAAGAAAGAUCAAGAAAGAUCAAGAAAGGUCAAGAAAGAUCAAGAAAGGUCAAGAAAGUUCAAGAAAGAUCAAGAAAGGUCAAGAACGAUGAAGAAAGGUCAAGAAAGAUCAAGAAAGGUCAAGAAAGUUCAAGAAAGAUCAAGAAAGAUCAAGAAAGGUCAAGAAAGGUCAAGAAAGAUCAAGAAAGAUCAAGAAAGGUCAAGAAAGAUCAAGAAUGAUCAAGAAAGGUCAAGAACGAUGAAGAAAGGUCAAGAAAGGUCAAGACCUGUACCCAGCAGGGACUCUAAGGGUGGGAACGAGAAUCCAGACCUCACAUUUAGGCAAAAACACGAAAAAGAAAGUUUCUUAAAAAACUCGCGUUCCUUAAGAAAGUUUCUUAAAGAACUCACGUUCUUUAAGAAACUUUUAAGAAACACGUUCUAA